AUGGAGGAACUGCUGCAGGGCCUGAACUGCAGCCUGCGGGUGUCGGGGAAGAUCGGCGACUCCAUCAUGAUGGGAAUCAUCAGCGCUGCCAUGGAGGAAGCCUACGAGAGGAUCCUCUGCUCCAGGGAAGGCGGCCUGGAGUGCCUCAACGACAAGUCUAGGUUCUGCGGGCUUGCCAUCAUGCAGCUGGAGUGGUGCCUCUGGUUCCUGGAGGAGGAGAUGGAUGCCUGCGGCGUCGAGAGCGACGACGAGCGGCAGGAGCUGAUCAGCGACCUACGCGCAACCAGGGACCGCAUCCGCCGCCGGCUGGAGGAGACUGAGUCCGCCAUCGCCGACAAGGAAAAAGAGCUGGUGGGGAUGAGCGAGAGGGAGUCGGAGCUCCGCCGCGCCCUGGAGUCCAAGGACGAGGAGCUUCACUCUCUGCGCGCUUCCCUCGGGCAUGACAGAGCCAGACGUAGCAGCCCGCCAAAAGGAGGCACCGUCGGCAACGGCGGCGAGGCCGCGCUCAGCGAGCUGAAGAGCAUCAUCAUCCACCAACUUGACGGGCUAUCGUGUGAGCUGACCGAGGGAGAAGCCCAUCUUUCUGACGCAAUUCAGAGGCUCGGCGAGGAAGACGACGCCUGCGAAAACUUCUCCGAUAGAGGUGAGACUGGGCAGAACUCAUACGCAAAGAACCUGAGGAAUCUGGCCAGAAGAAAUGUGGAGAAACUGUUCAAAAAACUUAGCCUGGGGAUGAGCAUCCUCAGGAGACGGCUUCUCCUUACCUUUGAGGUAGCAGAAGAGGCAAUCUUCUUCUCCGAGGUAGCUGGGGAUGAACAGCAGCUGCUUCAUAAACUUGAGGACGAAACCCUUCACAUCCUUCUCGAAAACUUCCUGAGAGAUGUCAACGAGAACGAUGCCCCAGCAUUUAUAAAUGGGAACUCUGGAACGACCAUCAUGGAAGAACUAGGCCAAGUUUUCUUGAACCCAGCAGCCGAAGACAUCAGGAGCUUCGCUAGUGUUGCCUUCGAAGGAUCUGGAGAGGAAUACUUGCCAUGUCUUAGUUCUUCUCUUCAGGUUCCUUGGAUCAGCGAUGAGGGGUCAACCGCAUUCACCUUGGAAGGUCUCCUCCCUUCUCUUAAUUCAGAAACUAUGGAGCCACAGAUUUACCAGGCUGAGCCUCUGGAUGAUGAAGCAUUCUGGUCAGUGAGAAGUAAGCUGGAGAAGGCCUUGCAGCAGAUAGCCAUGAGCAGGAUGCAGCUGAGAGAGCUCGGGUCAGAUCUGGGAGUACCUCUCGACGAAAAGGAGCAUGCAGUUGAUGAUAUUAUCAGACAAGAAAAAGAAGAAACCUCAUCCGUCUCCAUGCAGAACAGAGAGAAUCAGUGGGGUGAGAUUCAGUCUGUGAUUACCCAUCUUACGUGUUUCUCACAGGAUAUCUUGGAUCUUUUAGGAACAGUCUGCGCAAAAGUGCAAGAAAACAUGUCAAGGUGCUCAUCUCCAUUAAAGUUCCUCGUCCAGUUGAACCAACACUUUGUUUUUCUCGAGAAUUCAGGAGAAUAGAAGAAAAUAUGAUACCUCUGUUUUUAUAAACGUCGAUCACGGCGACAACAAGACAUCAUGGAGUGUUUGGACAGCAGAGACUGAGUUCUCAUGAUUUUCACUCAUCCUAAAUUGUAAAGAAGAGACUGAUUGAGGGUUUUACAGGUUAGAAGGAUUGAACUGUCAACUGAACCUUCUUGUUCAACAGGCAUCCUCACUGAGGGGAACAGAGUUGGUAUAUCGGAAAGCUUUUAUAAGGAGAUGCUAUAAUCUCCAAAUCGCUGAAGCUGAGGUUAGCCCGGUUCUAGCAGCCUUAUGUCUGCUUAAAUGCGCAUAAAAUCUGAUAAAGAAAGAAUUUCCACGGUGCAUCUUGUCUUCUCUUAUGCUUUUUAUUUCUCAUCAUGUGUAUUGUCAAUGGUAAACAUAUGUGUGAUCAACUCCAUUGUUGUCAUUAUUAUGAGAUUAAUUCAAAAUUCCUGGAAUCUUCUAGGUUGACUUGCUGGGGGAUGAAGUUGAUACACUCAUCGGUCUUCUUGAGAAGAUAUACCUGGUGUUGGACUACUAUUCUCCAGUUCUGCAAUAUUAUAAUGGGGUAAUCAUUUGUCAUGUGAGAGUGGUUGCACCUUCAUGGAUAAUAAUUAUACAUCUAUUGUCAUGUUGUUCUCGGUUAAUGAAAAAAUUCCCAGAUAAAUGGAAUCACUAAAAGUAGUAUCUUUUCUUCCAAGAAGGAUGAUAUGCCCUUUAGUUUCUCCCAUGAGAUUUUCCUUGCAUGUGUUGCCUUUAUGUAGAGAACCUCCCUAUGGAAAGCCAGAUCACGUUAGGCUGAUCAUGAUCUGCAUAAGCCCAGAUCAAUUUGAUUGAAUGAUUUUUCCCUGGAUCAGCAAUAUAAAAAUGUACAAUAAAAUAAUAAAAUAAUUGAAAUUGAUAUGCGAAACAAGCGCUGGCGGUAUGGUUUAAGGGACGUAAAUUAAUCGACUUGUCUAUACUUAUCUUUCCUUAUUUAAGCAAAUAGAUGUGACCAUCCACAAGUGGAUGAUUCUGACUCUUGGAAAUUUAAGGAAUAUCCACCUCGUAGCUACUUAACAAUGUUAUUUACACUCAUGCAAAGGAUUAAAGGAUGCAACCGUUUAUGCAUGAACCCUACUUGUCUAUAUUUCUGUUUCAAAUUUAAUACAUGUGUUCAUCCCAAAGUGGAUACUUCGUGAUCUACUUGGAUAUUUAAGUAAUAUUCACCUCGGUCCUAGUCCCCCUUGAGAGUCUUGUCUCCAAGAAAUGGCAUCAUGUGACACGAGAAAUUUUAAGUUACAUACGAAUCUUCAUAUCAGGAAGCCCACAAAUUACUGGUACUUUCUGCUCUCUUAAAAUACUGAAUAAUGGGUCCACUCUCAAAUGGUUAAAAACUUCUAAACGAGAAUUGAGCAUCUGUCCUCUUGUGAGGGUAACAAGCUGAUGAGUUUUGUAGAGAGAUAAAAUCCAAAUGUUUUUUUUGGGAGCCUCUGAAGGAGUGACUGCAGUUAUUCAACCUCUGGUAAACAUAGAAUCUUGCUUAUAGCAUUAUUACAUACGAACUUUGGCCAAUUUAAUACUUUCUUGAGGCUCAAAAGGUGUAAAGAUUGUCUGAUUGUACUAAAUCAUCACUAUCUUUAGUACAUCUCCUUGUAGAAAUUUUCUAUAAAUUAUAUAUAUCCCUUUUAAAAAAAAUGUUCUCUCAUUUACUGCAUAUCAAAAUGUUCAAAAUUUAAAUCAUGAUGAGUCUUAGUCAACCCAUGUUGAUAAUUUCCUUCAAACCAUCUAUUACAAUCGUGUAAACUGACAGUGGCUUGUGUGCUGUUGCUACAGAUAAUGGGCAUCCUAAAGAUGAUUAAAAAGGAGUUAUUUGGUGAUGUAUCAGCUGGAUCACACAAGUGA
Spirodela intermedia is the source of this 3426-nucleotide messenger RNA. The record is from the annotation of a GenBank genome assembly. NCBI's taxonomy places the organism in Eukaryota, Viridiplantae, Streptophyta, Magnoliopsida, Alismatales, Araceae.